UCAAGAAACAAAUGUCAAUUGUAUCAGUGAAUUAUGUUCGGAUUCGGUGUUUUGAAAGAUUUGAUAAUAUUCUCAAAUAAUGAAUAAUUUGAAUAGAUAAGUCUUAUCAGUCAAGUUCAACAAUUCUGAGUUAUCAAUAUUACUUGUAACGUUAACAGACUAUUUUAAUUAAAACGCGUAAGUUGACGAAUUCGAAAGAAAGGACAAAUAUGACGGAAUUCGGAUCAGAACACCCUCGGAACUUGAUCCCCGAGCUCUGCAAUCAGUUCUACCACUUGGGAUGGGUGACGGGAACAGGUGGAGGUAUUUCCAUCAAAGAAGGUGAUAAAAUUUAUAUCGCCCCAUCAGGAGUCCAAAAGGAGAGAAUGAAACCAGAUGAUCUAUUUGUUCAAACAAUAAAUGAUGAGGACUUAGAAUUACCACCUCCUGAUAAAAAGCUAAAGAAAAGUCAAUGCACGCCACUAUUCAUGCUUGCAUACAGAGAACGCAAUGCCGGGGCAGUCAUACACACACACUCUCCACAUGCAGUGAGAUGUACUCUGUUGUAUGAUAAGGAAUUUGUUAUCACUCACCAAGAAAUGAUUAAGGGUAUCAAGGACGCCAAGUUAGGACGAUACCUUCGUUACGAUGAGAAAUUAGUCGUCCCUAUAAUAGAAAACACACCAUUUGAGAAAGACCUAGCUGGUAGUUUAGCGGACGUUUUAGCUAAAUAUCCUGGCACUAGCGCAGUACUUGUAAGGCGGCAUGGUGUGUAUGUAUGGGGAGAUAAUUGGCAACAGGCCAAAACUAUGACUGAGUGCUACGAUUAUCUUUUCGAAAUGGCGGUAGAAAUGAAAAAACUAGGCCUCGACCCUACUUUCAAUCCCGAAUCGGUUGAAAAUGGUAAAAGUUAGUGAUGUUUUAAAUGAAACAUAGCA
Messenger RNA from Melitaea cinxia (Glanville fritillary), 917 nucleotides. Its product is annotated as probable methylthioribulose-1-phosphate dehydratase. The record is from RefSeq and is a predicted model, not a curated record. Gene Ontology annotation, cellular component: cytoplasm. The transcript has 6 exons. The coding region runs from base 210 to 893 and encodes 227 amino acids. NCBI's taxonomy places the organism in Eukaryota, Metazoa, Arthropoda, Insecta, Lepidoptera, Nymphalidae. Gene Ontology annotation, molecular function: metal ion binding; methylthioribulose 1-phosphate dehydratase activity.